Molecule: messenger RNA, 390 nt
Organism: Saccharomyces cerevisiae S288C
Lineage: Eukaryota; Fungi; Ascomycota; Saccharomycetes; Saccharomycetales; Saccharomycetaceae
Gene: YBR013C
Exons: 1
Coding region: 1-390 (129 amino acids)
Source: RefSeq, marked reviewed
AUGAUAUAUCCCUUAUUCAGGAUAUGUAUCCUAGGUGCAUUUCUGUUGGGUAGCUAUGCAUGUCUUGAAAAUAGUACGCAAAAGGGUAUUGAAGGGGUAACUCUCUCUCAUAAUAGUGUACAAAUUAAUAAUACUUUGGCAAAAUCUGCGCCAUUUUGUGAGUCAGACGCUCUUUCAAUGAAUUAUUCAACUGAAAAUAUGUUAAGUAAUAAUGCAUGCGAUUAUACGAAAAAUUCUUCGUAUCCAUAUAUUAUUACCAUUAUUACUAAGGCCUUUGAUAAUGCCCUUGAAAAUUCACUUAAUUUACAAGCAAACAGGAAGCUUUAUCACAGAGUGGGGACGUGUAUACAGAAUAUUUUUUAUCAACUGUUGUUAACUGUGAAUUACUGA